Messenger RNA from Colletotrichum scovillei, 2269 nucleotides. RefSeq lists its product as uncharacterized. NCBI's taxonomy places the organism in Eukaryota, Fungi, Ascomycota, Sordariomycetes, Glomerellales, Glomerellaceae. Gene Ontology annotation, molecular function: methyltransferase activity. The transcript has 8 exons. Bases 618 to 1616 code for a protein of 332 amino acids. The record is from RefSeq and is a predicted model, not a curated record.
GACGGAUACUCCUCACUGCUUUUCGGGCUCCUGUAACCUCGGAGUGUCUUCUCGGACGGUGAACGCUCCGGCAACUUCAAUGCACAAAAUCCAGCAGCGACUGGAUAGCCAUGCAAAGUGGCUUUCGGCUUGCAUCCUUCCCUACUCCCCCGGUGCGUCUGAUUGGGCCACGACGUGGACUUCAGUUACAUGAAUUCCUUUGAGAACCCAAGACGGCCUAUGAGAUUGUACCAUUUACAGCAUCUCGUCCAGGGUCUACCGGCGUAUCCGUGGUGUUGACCUGGCUCCUGGAAUCGUCCCAACGGCUAACCUGCAUUUUGACACCUCUCAAGAUCCAUCUCUAAGCUGCAUCGCCCUAGUCCCGCCCUAUCCCAUCUUUGGAUUCUUCGGCCAAUGUCAGCUAAGACAUGUCGCUGGCUGGAAGCAGUCGAAUCCCCCUCCCUCAGGGUGCCUGAGUACCUAGUGACAUCAGGUAUCCCAACAUUCUAGGAGAACCCCGCUUGCUGGCCUGCGUGAUUGUUCGCGCCCCUCCAUCCUCGUGUCGGAUUUGGAUUGCUUCUGCUUCAUCAUUGGGCCCAUACUCACGAUCUAAAGGAUUCAGACGAAGUCUCUUUAAUAUGGCUGCCCCAGCAUCAGACGUCGUGGUCGAACCGGACGACUUCAAUGACAAUGACUCGUCCCUGGGAGAUGUCAGCAAUGACGGAACCUCCUCGACUGCAAGUUUGAGCAGCUCUAUUCUCGACUAUCGCAAAGAAAAUGGCCGGACCUAUCACAAGUUUCGCGAUGGGAAGUACCACUUCCCAAACGAUGAAGAGGAAAACGAGAGAUUAGAUCUUCAACACCACAUCUUUGACCUCUCUUUCGAUGGGAAACUCGGGUUGUCACCGCCUAAUGAGCCCGAAUCCAACGUUGGCCGCAUACUAGACCUGGGAACCGGAACAGGCAUCUGGGCCAUGGACUUCGGAGACGAGCAUCCCGGGGCCGAGGUCACCGGCGUCGAUCUGUCACCCACCCAACCGCAAUUUGUACCACCUAACGUCAAGUUUGAAGUCGACGACAUCGAGGACACUUGGACGUACUCAGGUCCUUUCGACUACAUCCACAGCCGGAUGAUGAACUCUAGCAUCUCAAAGUGGGAGGAGUACAUCCGCCAGUCUUAUGAAAAUCUCACGCCCGGCGGCUGGCUCGAGCUCCAGGAAUUCGGCCUACCCCUCUCUGACGACGACACCCUGAAAGAGGAGCACGCUCUCUAUCAGUCCAUGAAGCACCUUGGCGAGGCAGCAGCCAAGUCGGACCACGCCUUUGUCGACCUUGACGCGCUCAAGCCCAUGCUAGAAGCCGCCGGCUUCGUUGACGUGACGGAGCUGCGCUUCAAAUGGCCCAGCAACACAUGGCCGCGAAACGCAAAGUUCAAGGAGCUCGGCGCCUGGAAUUACGAGAACAUCACAACCGGUCUGCAAGGGUUUCUCAUGGCAGCGCUCACGCGCGGGCUGGGCUGGAAGGCGGACGAGGUGAACGUGUUGGCUGCGCAAGCAAGGAAGGAUGUCGGGGACCGGAGUAUUCAUGCAUACUGGCCUAUGAUCGUGGUGUAUGGGAGAAAGCCUGGCUCUGGUUAGAACAGCGCCAAGGACUCAAGGACGGAUUCGUCCGGGCCGGAAUCGGGGAGGAUGGGCCGGGUGGGUUCCUCCGCACGGAGCACAAUUCUCGAACACUGGGAGCCCACCCAUCCUUACCCCGAAUCGAUCCACAAUUCCCGAGCAGGCGGACGCGAGAAAAUUUUUCACGGACGAAGCCAUCGAGAUUUCGGACUCGCCGACGGAGCCAGCCCUACCCCCGCCCACACACCACACACCUAGCCAGCUCCCUCCUUAGCACUACCCAGCGCGGUUCGCUUCAACAAUCAAUAACCCGCCUUGCUAGCUCAAUCGGUAGAGCGUGAGACUCUUAAUCUCAAGGUUGCGGGUUCGACCCCCGCGUGAGGCUCAAAUCCUCACCGCGAUUGGCAAAGCCAUUCUUCGGGUUAUUCUUUUUGUAUUUCUCACAUCUACUGGCUGGCCCCUUCCAAGUUGUAUGACCUGCCCUCUCUAGCUGGGAUGAUUUUGUUUUUAUUCUUUGAUAGUGCUAGAUCCCAUGCAUCCCAUGGAAGUGAAUGGGAUGCUUGUCAUGAGAAAGAGAAAAUAUUAUGAACAAAAUCCACUUUGACAAGGACAAAAGAAGACAAUCACGAAGAGAAUCGACCAAGUCUCGCCAACUAAGGCCGUCUGGCAUU